Dacryopinax primogenitus is the source of this 618-nucleotide messenger RNA. RefSeq lists its product as uncharacterized. NCBI's taxonomy places the organism in Eukaryota, Fungi, Basidiomycota, Dacrymycetes, Dacrymycetales, Dacrymycetaceae. The transcript is spliced from 4 exons. The record is from RefSeq and is a predicted model, not a curated record. The coding region runs from base 78 to 512 and encodes 144 amino acids.
CCCACUCACCUCUCGACAACAACAACACAUUUCUGUACUUACAUCCUUACAAUCCAACACAUCCACUACAUCCAAGCAUGUGUGAUUUCAUACCCCUCAUCUGUGUCUGGGGAUGUCCUACCAAGAUCGAGCAGGACGCUAGUGGGCCAGCUAUGAUAUGUCCUAGAUGUCAUAAUGCGAGCGUGCACAACGCCAAGAGUCGGAUGUGGUUCGAAUUUUGUUUCGUCCCUAUCAUCCCCUGUCAAUCAGAGCAAAUCUACUUCUGCUCGAUCUGUUCCUGGGAAGUAAACAGACAAGGGAAUCCCGCACCGCCUAUCGCACCCGGGCCGGGGCAGCAGUACCAGCAGCUGCAGCCCGGAUAUCAGCCUGCGCCGAACCCCAAUCAAGGCUGGGGUGGACAGGCGCCGUAUGGCGGGUACGGCGCUCAGCCGUACCCUCAGCAACAGCCGCCUAAGAACCAACAGGGAGGGUUUGCGCAGCCCUAUCCUCCCCAGCAGGGGUAUGGGAAUUGAUGGGGAAGUUCGAGUUUGCCGUCGUGUAUGAUGGCUUUGGGUUGUAGGGUGAUAGAGGGGCAGUACCCAUCUAGUCUGAUCUAUGAUACGCUUUAUAUGAUAUUAC